GAAUUUAUGAUACCCCUGUGUGCAAGAUGGCUGUAUAAUGGAGGCUGCUGACAAUUUGGAAAAUGACUAACUGUUACCCAGUUGAAGAGGAACUUGCCGCUUACACGAGCGAUCUUUUGUUACUUUUUCAAAAAUUUGACAAAGGCGGAAGCUUGCGAUUUGAAGAUUUUAGCAAAGAAUGGCGAGAGCUGAACUUUAGCUUCAUCCAUUGUGGAAAGAGGACAAGUGGCGACAGACAUCAGGGUACUGAGCGACUGUUUCGUUGCAUAUCCGGGUAUCUAAAUCCUGAAACACCAUUUCAAUACAGAGUUGCUGCUAUAUAUUGUGCCUAUGCUGUCUAUUAUACACAGCUAUGUAACCCAAAAGUUAAGAUACGAAUGACAAUGCCAAUGUGGAAAGAUUUGAAAAAUCUUCAAGAAGUUGUGAGAGAACAUAAGCAUCGCGACAUUGACUAUGUCAUAACUAAGCUGGAAAAUGACAAGGCAUUUCUCUUCACUGCAAUGCCAAAGCAGCUUGAGUAUGGCAAUAAAGAGCUAAUGACUAAUAUGGAAACGGCAGGAAGUCAAGUUAACUACUCGCGAAAGUACUAUGUUCCAGACCAAUACGUUGAGGAUACGAUUCAAGGCCUUGACUUUGUAGAGAGCAUUGCCGGCCUUGAAGACGAAUAUAUGGCUGUUAAAGAGGAUAUCUUCAAGAACCUUCCUGAGACUGUUGAUAGGAAAACAGUCAACUGCUUCAAGUCAGCCGUGGAUUUUCGAUCGAAUUUAGUCGAUGAAAUAGAAAACUUUCGCGAAUGGGUUGAGUCGAAUUCACAUGUUCAGACGCUGUUUGACAGUGGACAGAGGCCCGCUGCAAAGAAUGUCGAAGAUAUUGAAGUGAAAAAGAAAAAAGCAUCCAAGGAAGUGCCAUUAAAGAAGGCACCAAGUACCUGCACAAGGGCUGAAAGGAUCCAAGCAAUUAAGCGUCGCUCAUUUCGUAAUCCUGCUUCUCGCGAAGCCUCGAGCGCAUCUCGUUCUGAAGGAGGCCAAGAUCCUUCGAAGGAAACGGUAGACGAAAGUAAAUUUCUCUACCGUCGCAGUGCAUUGAUAGAGAGAUUUGAACUGCGGCCAUGGUUGCGCAGGUGGAGAUCAAGACAUAAGAUGGGCGUCGCCUCAACAGCCGUGUGUGAAGGGAACAAGCUUGAAGGUGGUCAAUCUUAACCGAAUGACAGACAGGUCGAAAAGCCUCUGCAUGAAAUUCACGCAAAAGCUAUUGACUGGAAAGGCCAAGAGUACCCAGCAAGCGGCCUGUGGUUGUUUUUUUGGGGCGAUGAAGAUAUGACUAAACAUCCAUGGCAAAGCGACUAAUUGCUGCAUGUCAGUGCAGCAAUGCUGAGAGAUGUGAGACAUAUGUCAUCGAAAUCUUUAAUUGAUAUGCCUGGGAAGAUAAACUUGUUUAUAUUGUGACAUUUAAGGUAAGAUUCGUCUAUUAGGAUUCGGUAUUAUAGUUUUUCGUAUGGUUCUAGUGAUGCUGUUGUUAGAGGGUCCGGUGAAAGAGCCAUAGUCUCGUAUUAUAUUUGAUUACAAAGAAACAUCUGUUCAUUGUUGGCUGUCGUUGCUUGGAAGCAAAGACAUGUGGAAGUUCUUAAAAUCGUUAUUUGGAAAUUCACUCUCAGAACGCUGAAGCUCACAUUGAGCCGAUGUCCUACAGAGCAACCUGUGUGUUUCAAGCCACCCUACCUGCUAGUAAUUUUAAUCAUUUAAAUUCGAGCGUUUUGUCUAAAAUUUGGCAAGAUGCCUUUGAAGAGUAAUAUCGAUAACGCAGCUUUUCAAGUGUAUUUUUGCACUCGCGCAAAAAGGGAUUCUUCUGUUACAAGUGAAGUCAGACCAGAAACCUGUAUUCUUCGCAGCCUGGCCAUGUUUUUCUACGUAAGAAGUACGCAUGUGGAAGAUCUAAAGUAUCUGAAUGCAUCCGGUGGGUCUUCGAUUAAGAAUACGCAUGUAUACGUCUAUCACAUCACAGAACAUAAUCUACGCAGCCAGAUAUUCAAAAAGCAGCUUUUAGUUCAUUUAGAAAACAACUCUGUACUCGUGUUCUUGAGAGAAGCAGAGUUGGAUUUCCCUGCUGUUUACGCGUUUUUUCCAAGUGGGUGUACGGUUGAAUUGAAGAAGAAGCUCAAGCAUUUUCAUGAAAAAGCUGUUGUUGUAAGCGAAAACUGUUACGAAAACGCAGCUAUAGAGCUGAUACGAGAGAUAAAGAAAAUACAAGAAAAAUUGUUAGGGAACAAAUUGUCAAGUGCACAGACAUUUCCAAUCGUCUUCGAUAAUACAGUUACGUCCUUGACAUUCGGUUUGCCGAUGAAUGGUGUUCAGGUGGAGUCUGUUACGAACGUUUCUGGUCUCAGCAAAAUAGCAAUCAAACUAAAGAAGCAAGGUGUUGACAAAAUAAGCGAGAGGAAUGACGUACGGAGACAAGAUAUGUCCCAAUUAAGGGGCUAUCCAGGCACUCAAGAUAGUCCACUGGCAGUUACUAGUAUUGAGCUUCGUUUGCGUAAAACUGUUUUUGAGCCUAGAAAUAGUAGAAAUGAAAUGCUAUAUAGAAAGACCCUUUGCAAAAGGUCGUGUGACCCGCGUAGAAAGGGAGGCAAUGAUUCUUUACCUAUGCAACAUUGUUAUUCUGGAAACUCAGAAACAAGUAUUAGGAACACAGGCCGGUUUCCAAAACUGCUUCAAAAGCCGUCUGCCUCGUCCAGCUCAGACUGUUAUGGGUCAUAUACCCAACCAGGGACGUCUAAUAUCUCCAAUUUGUGUGACAGACCUUUGCCGAGCCAACCGGAUGAAGUUUUUAGUGAUGAUGUUAAUUUGAAGCCUAACUCAAGCGAGAGUCCUGAGACUGAGGUUGCCUGUACGCCUGAUGAACCUUGCUAUUCGGCUGUUUCCUCCGUCGAUAACCAGUUCGACUUGCACAGAGCCCAACGUGACAUUAGGUGUGAAUCCAUCCACGAGGAAUUGAGAAUACAAAACUCCAAAACAUAUGCUGUCUUUGUCCCUGAUCGGUGGGGCAAAAACGGUGAGCAGAUGAUUUACAUUAGGUUCCCAGACGAAAGUGAUCAGUUACCUUACCAAGCCUAUGAUCUACCCUGCUCUGGAUUCUCCACACCAUCAACGUUUAACCUGAGCGAGGAAUACAAAUCACCGAUAGACAGUCCUUUGGUUUCUAUCCCCCAGCAGAGACGAAUCUAUCCAGAGCCUUGUCCUUUGUACCCACUGGAAUCUUCAUUCCCUCCUGUCGAUCUUCCUGUUGAUUUUUCUACAUAAGGAAUUCUUUACCAAUUACGGAUUACAUUUGAGGAAAUUUAGAAAUCAAAUAAACUUAAAUCCCACACGGAAGGGUUGUCAUGUACCUUAAGGGAAAGCAUAGUUAAGACAAAAAGUACAUCAUGAUGUUGUUCUUAGUUGGCAACAAUAAAGAUUUGCUCUUCCUUUUCUUAAUGAACGUGUACAUCGUUAUUUUCCAAUAAAACCUCUAAUUACAAACCUAGGUUGAUUUUUUCCUGUAUGUUCUUUGUCACCUCCGGAAUAGAACAAAGAAUUAAUUCUUGUAUAUUUUGUCGGUCAUCACUUAGUCUAAGAACAUUGAUUAAUCUGCUCUCCCAUCGAAAUAAAGAAAGUUGGUUGAUUUUGAUUAAACUUUGUUUCUUCAAAAUUUCUGUUUGUUUAAAUUUUCCUUAUUUACAAUCUUGGAAUUUAUUCUACGUUAUUUUGAAAAACUCUGGUGCUGUUUGUCUUUACAUUUUUUAUACACCCAAAAGUUUAUUGUUACUGUUCUCGCUUAUUUACGAACCGGCACAUGAACUGAAUUGCAAGUUAGUCCAUUGUAUUGUAAAAACUGAUAAAUGAAGUGCGUUUUGUUAAUGUUUCUGUUAUUGGAAAUGUUCAGAAGAUUUAAACAGAAUUUGAUUGAAACUUUUUUGGUGAAAGGGCGACAAAGAGUUAUUAAAACAAAUUUAAAGUUUUGUUUUUUGUUUAAAGAAAAAAAUUGUUCUUGAAUAACUUGAUGACGUCAUCUUUUCAAGGCUCCAGUCUGUCCGUAUAUAUCGCGUCAUUUUUUCUAUCACACUCAAUAAAUUCAUCUUCCCUCAACUUAUAUUUUUCCUUAAACUGCUGUUUUUAUGAAAACUGUCUUGAUAUCACGAUUUAUCUACACGCGUUUCUAAAUAUUUUUUGAUCACCAAAAAAAGGUUGAUGGCUACAAAAUGGGUGGCAUCCGUCAAUGGUAUAUUCGAUCCCACCCAUUUGUCGGAUGAGGGAGCGGAUAGGGAAGCUGCUAGAUCGAUAUACCCUCACCUGUCGCCCUUUUUUAUUGUCAUAGAAAAUUAUUUUUUGAAUUCAACUUUUUGCAUUUAAGAUUUUGUUGCACUAAUUUUAUCAUCUAACAGCUAAUCAGAGUCAGGAAAACUUUACGGUCGCACGGCCACUGACCGGAGGAAGGUCAAGGAAAAACAAUAGAAGCUCUUAUGACACACCUAAGCCACACCUAUUUUCUAUUGUUUUGUGAGGGAGGUUUGCCUUCUGGGAUGGUUUUGUCUGGAGGAAGGUUAACAACUUUACUGGACUCUGCAGCUAAUGUCCUUACUGAGCUUUCAAAGACUUCGUAUCAUUCCGUUUACACAACCUUUUACACAAAUCUAUUUAUUAUUCAGCUCAGUUCGACUCACUAUCAACUCAGCUUUCGUUUACAAUCAUAAUAAGCAAAAUUCCUCAUAGUCUGUACGAUUACACUGAGCAUGCGUGAGGAAUCAGCCUGCCCGUGUUACAAGCACUUGAAUCCUGCUCAAUUUUCCCGUCCUAAACCCCUGAUGAAAACAUGCUAUCUAUCUGGUGUCUAUAUUUGAGUUGUUUUUUCUUACACUUUGAGUGCUCUAUCAUAAGAUUAUUACAAUACACCAGAAGCGUAAAAAUGGAAGCUUAUUACUACUGACCAUUCCUUUUUUACCAUCUUGAUCUCUUUGUUGC
This is a messenger RNA of Rhopilema esculentum, 4994 nucleotides long. RefSeq names its product snRNA-activating protein complex subunit 1. Gene Ontology annotation, molecular function: sequence-specific DNA binding. The record is from RefSeq and is a predicted model, not a curated record. Gene Ontology annotation, cellular component: snRNA-activating protein complex. Lineage: Eukaryota; Metazoa; Cnidaria; Scyphozoa; Rhizostomeae; Rhizostomatidae. Gene Ontology annotation, biological process: snRNA transcription by RNA polymerase II; snRNA transcription by RNA polymerase III.